GGGCGAGAAAACAGAAAGGAUUAGAAGGCGGGCAAGCAGAGAUUGACAGCUCUGUCCGGCCAAUCCCCAGCGGCCGGCGCUCCGAGAAGCAACCUGGCUAACUAUGCGCGCUUCGACCAAUCGGAGAGGAGGUGGGCGGGCGGAGCUGCACGCCAGCCUUCCGCAUCUGUGUUGACUUCCGUCGUCAAUAUUACCAGCAGCAGAGCGAGGAGAAGAGAAAAGACAAGAGAAGACAAGACAAGAGAGACGAGAAUAAGGCUCAGAAAGCAGUUGGCCUCCUUUGGCAAGCGAGGAUGCCUUUCUUGGGCAAGGACUGGAGGUCGCCAGGAUGGAGCUGGACCAAGACGGAACACGGCUGGAAGAGGAUCAUCUUCUACGGCCACGACAUGGACGACAUCCACCGGGAGAUUGAAUUCCCCUGCGGUGACCGAGACGAUGAGUUUGCGCAAGACGUUUGCCAGUUGGCCAGCUUGAAAAGGAGAAAGGACUUGUACAACCACAAGACCAAGUCUCAGUUUGUUUUCAGGGACAAGUGGAUCUACGUGCAGAAAGGCAGCACAAAAGAGCGUCACGGCUAUUGCACUCUGGGAGAGGCGCUGAACCGCCUGGACUUUUCCAGCGCCAUCCACGACUUAAGGAGAUUCAACUAUGUGGCUAAGCUUUUCCAGCUGAUAGCCAGAUCCCAGCUGACCUGCUUGAGCGGAGCAGCCCAGAAGAACUACUUCAACAUUCUGGAGAAGAUGGUUCGAAAGGUGGUGGAGGACCACUACAAUCCGCGGCUGGUCAAGGAGCUGCUGCAGGACCUGAGCGCGGCGCUGCGCACGCUGACGCUGCACGUGGGCCGAUGCGUGCUGGUGGGCAACGUGGACGUCUGGCUCCGUCGACUAGACAACAUUCUCAAGUGGCAGCGGCAGCUCAAUGACUUGCACAUCCCCACGCAAAUGCGCUCGGGCGUGUCGUUCAGCGACCUGCCGCUGUACACGCACAACAAGAUCCUGUACAACCUCUCGGACGCCUGCGACAUCAUCAACCUGGGACAGGCCACGCCCACGCUGCACGUGCUCAGCGAGAACCGCAAGCUGUGGAAGCGGCUGUGCCAUUUCCACUUCUCGGACAAGCCGCACCUCUCUCGGCAUUUGGUCCUCACCAAGAGCGACGGCGUCGACUGGAAGCUGAUGUACUUCACCCUGCACAAGCGUUACCCCGUCAAGGAGCAGUACGGCGACACCUUGCACUUCUGCAGGCACUGCAGCGUCCUCUUCUGGAAGGACUGCGGCCACCCGUGCACGGCCAACGACCCCGACGGCUGCCUGCUGCCCAUCUCGCCGCAGCACUUCAUCGACCUCUUUCGCUUCUAGACGCCCGCCCACCCGGCCCCGCCCCCCCGUAGCGUCCCAAGCCACGAUAGAGCCAGCAAAUUCGGUGGCAGUACUGCCGUCGACGGUCGCCAUCCAUCGACCUCGUCCGUCCCUCUUGUUCAUCUGAAGAGCCGAGCGGCAGGCUUGCAGUGCAGCGUCAGCUGGCGAGAGCUGUAGCCGGACACGCUCACCCCCAUCAAUCCCAGCAGGAACGCCAGGCGGGGCAUUGCCGGACCCUCCCGGCUCUGCAGGACCGCCUGGGUCUGAAAGAGAAAGUGAUGACGGCUGAGUUUUGCUCAACGUUUGACAAAUUUCACUCAUGAAACAUGAUUAACAGUCUGGACUCAACAUUGGGUCCCUCCCAAAAGUCUGACUUUUUUUUUUUUUUUUAAAUGCCAAUUUCCACUUCAAGACUGAUCCACGUCCGGCAGGUCACGCACACGCACCUGGAGGUAUCGAAUGUAUCCCGGGGUCAGUCGAGGGAUGCGGAAGAAAAACAUGCCUGCUCGUCCCCGACUGCUUCAAACGGGCAAAAGUGCUCUCCCUGGCCCUCAGGUUCGGUUUGUGUGUGUCCAAAAGGCACACUCGCCUCGUCUCCUCGUCUCACAUUUGCACUGCAGUCACUCACCUGGACGGGUCAGGUCGUCCAGAUAUAUACAGCGUCAUUGCGUAAGUUGUUCACAUGCGUGGCGCCGAUGAACGGUUCGUGUGUGCAACGGUGUCAGCGGAGGAUUAGGCCGGCCUCUGGAUUUAACGCACAUGGGAGAGGUGG
Messenger RNA from Syngnathus acus (greater pipefish), 2130 nucleotides. It is a transcript of the gene fbxo25, whose product is annotated as F-box protein 25. Gene Ontology annotation, biological process: protein ubiquitination. The coding region runs from base 294 to 1358 and encodes 354 amino acids. Gene Ontology annotation, molecular function: protein binding. The transcript has 11 exons. Lineage: Eukaryota; Metazoa; Chordata; Actinopteri; Syngnathiformes; Syngnathidae. Gene Ontology annotation, cellular component: SCF ubiquitin ligase complex; cytoplasm; nucleus. The record is from RefSeq and is a predicted model, not a curated record.